Dendronephthya gigantea is the source of this 2889-nucleotide messenger RNA. RefSeq lists its product as uncharacterized. NCBI's taxonomy places the organism in Eukaryota, Metazoa, Cnidaria, Anthozoa, Malacalcyonacea, Nephtheidae. Gene Ontology annotation, molecular function: ATP binding; protein kinase activity. Gene Ontology annotation, cellular component: cytoplasm. Bases 790 to 2889 code for a protein of 699 amino acids. The transcript has 9 exons. Gene Ontology annotation, biological process: signal transduction; protein phosphorylation. The record is from RefSeq and is a predicted model, not a curated record.
AAAGCUUGUUAUUUUUCCAUUUUAGAGCGUCGCUGGUCGGGAUGACGCCGGUUCAUGCCGCCAUUCAACAGAACCAUAUCAAAUGCGUAGGUUUGCUCCUGCAGUACGGCAGUGACUUGCACAGCACCUUCGCCGAGUAUCCGACCGUCGUCGCGUUUGCACGUUACCAUGGAAACUCGGAGAUAUUGCGAUUGCUGCACGCCUUCAUGGUCGAUAGAGGAUUGGGCCAUCAUCAACCAGCACAGAAUUACAACGCUAUAGUUAUGAACUCAUGUGCAUCAGCGUCGUGCAUUAAUGUAACAGAAGAAAAUAUGGGCGAUUCAAUGUUUGGCAUACCAAUCAUCAACCUUGAUGACAUAAAGAAACCCGAGCACAAGCAAUCUUUCAAUGGUCCAUUCUUUUCGUACGUUGAUGGAAUGUGGGGUGGUAGCCUUGUCACCUUGAAAUUUGCUCCGGAUUUUAGUCAAGAUGAGUUCUUUCACUUUAGAUUGAGGAAGGAGAUCAAUUUGCUUCGGUGAGAGCUGCGAUUAGGAGAUUGUUUUAGGUACAACGAGGAGCCAUGCUUUGUCACAAAGUUACCCGCGAAGAACUCUCUCAAACGUGUAGUCUAGUGUUAGGCCAUAGUCUUUAGUGUAGGUUUACGUCUUGUGUUGGUAUAGUAGUCCAGUGUAGUUAGCAGUCAAGUGUUAUUACGGUCUGGCUCAGAUGAUAGAUAAUCUUAUGUAUGUAGUAACAUGAACCAAGUUUUCGUCUUUCAGGCAAUUACGUCAUUUUCGAUUUCCGGUCGCCAUGGCAAUAUGUCUAGAUCCCUUCUGCCUGAUAAUGGAAAGGUUUUAUCAUACCACGUUGUCUUUCUAUCUUCGCGAUCCAAACAUGGAUAUGGAGAAAGAUCUUGAAUGUCAUUUAAUGAGGAUCAUACGAAUCAUACUGGAUGUUGCUCAAGCUUUGUCACAUCUUCAUCGUAAGAACUGGAUCCAUUGCCACGUUUCUUCGCGAAGUAUUCUAGUUUGUGAUGGCCCCAGAGCAAAACUAGGCAGUUUAGAGUUUUGCGAAAGGCCUGGUGCAGCUAUUGAGUUUAUGGAGUGUUUCCAAGAGGAACUACCGUGGUUGGCCCCUGAAUUACUGGCUGUUGGUGAAGCUCGUUUUCCCGCUGAUAUUUAUAGUUUAGCUGCAACUUUCUGGGAGUGUUUAACCCGUAGUGUGCCUUGGUCAUGGCUAUCCGAAAAACAAAUUCCCGCGCACCGUCAAUUGCCCAUACUCCUGUGCUGGCCUAGCUUGAUAAAGCACCUCGUAGCCCAGUGUUUAGAUGAAGCGGACAGGCGUCCGACCGCCGACGUCGUUUGCCGAAAGCUUGGCGAGUUCGCGAGGCUUGGAAUUUGGUUAGACCGAUAUCAGCUGGAUGAUAUAUUCAAGCGUUGGUUGGCUGAACACCGUAAGAAUCCAAGCGAGAUGUUGUCUAGUAGAACUUCGGCGUCGUCUCGGAGCGAUAUCGUUACGAUAGCUCUGGGGGAAAAGUAUUCGUCGUCUGUCCAGGGCAGUCGAACCAGUGAGGAGUAUAAAGAACGUGCUUAUAAUCAAACCAGGCGUCGUUCAGUACUUGCAGAAACGGGAAAACCGAAAUUCCGUCGUCGGUCUGCUGUCGUUACCACUUUAGUGGAAGAAGCUCUCACGACCAUAGCACAGGUUGGACGACCAAUCCGUGACGUUAGAGAAGCGGAUAUCUAUAAGUUUGGCUUCAAGCUGGCGAGAGAGAUCGCCGAAUUGAGAGGCAUCUGUCAAAUCGCCAUACAAAGACAAAGAAAGGCUUGGGCAAAAGUCGCGAUGGCCACGCGGGACUUGGAAGAAGACAUGUUUGAUAGUCUCGCGGGAUACGAGGAGGUCACGUUCCGCCGUAAACAUGCCCACGCAGCGAACCUAAAGAAACAUCAUCAAGAAAAAGAGGAGGAAAAGUUGAAGGAAUCUUUGGAUAGAAAGAAGUCUUUAAUCAAAAAACACAAAAGAAAGAAUUGGGCGUGUUAUACCAUUUUACUUUUUGAACUUUAUGGUAUAUUAAGAAGACGGGAUACGAUUGUUGAUAAUGGUGAGGAAGACAUCGAACAAGAAGUUCUGAAUCAGUCUAUUGCUCGGAUCAGUUCACAAAUGACAAGAUUAAGUAAUAUUGUCGUUGAUACUAUGGACGACAACGUUUCUGGAAAGUUUAGUCUCUUUCCUAUUGACGUGACGCAACUUGCUCGACAAAGUGAUGAUAGUGUGAAAGAAGUGAUAACGAGUGUUUACGAUCACGAUGAUUUACACGACCAUGUGUGUGACCCGACAUCUUCCAAUGAUGGACCGACUGAUCCCGAGAAUGCUCCGACAGACCUUGAGAAUGCUCCGACAGACUAUGAGAAUGCUCCGACAGACCCUGAGGAUGUACCGACAGACCCUGAGAAUGCGCCGACUCACCAUGAGAAUGUUCCGACAGACCCUGAGAACGUACCGACGAACCCCAAGAAUGUUCCGACAGACACCGAAAAUGUACCGGCAGACCCCGAGAAUAUUCCGACGUAUCCUGACGAUACUCCGGCAGAUGAUUGUGUUGAAACCACUGAUACCAAAAAAGAGCCAGCAAGUACCGAAGUCGAGCAAAAUGACGUCGAAGUUGGAACAACAAGUGAGGAUUAUACGGCGACUGGUGCCGAUGAAUCGCUAAGUGCUUAUAACUCGGCGAGAAAUAAAGAUUACAAUCCCCCCAGUCCCGACGGCAGUGCGACUUUUCUCGACGAUACCCCGGCUGAAACGAGCACUCCACGAAUGAAAAGCAAAACCAGAAGAAUAAGGAAUAUCCUCAAACGAAGAAAGACGAAAAAGCAAGGACGGAAAGGAAAAUAUAUGGAAAGCUCUGUUUAA